This is a messenger RNA of Phanerochaete carnosa HHB-10118-sp, 4106 nucleotides long. RefSeq lists its product as uncharacterized. Lineage: Eukaryota; Fungi; Basidiomycota; Agaricomycetes; Polyporales; Phanerochaetaceae. Gene Ontology annotation, molecular function: cysteine-type deubiquitinase activity. Gene Ontology annotation, biological process: protein deubiquitination. The record is from RefSeq and is a predicted model, not a curated record. Bases 46 to 3984 code for a protein of 1312 amino acids. The transcript has 8 exons.
CGAGUACUGCCUGUCCUCACUAAGACUUCACGACUUACGCAUGCUAUGCUGAAUCCAUCGUCUUCACCCUCACCCUCGUUGACUUCCCAGGACUUCAAUAACAACCGUAAACGUUUACGCACACUUUCCUUGGAAUCCGCAUCCUCCUCGUCCUCACCAAAACGCUCCAUGUCUCAAGACCCUAGCCUCGACACUCAUGACACGCCCCGCCCGAACGAUCUCCCUACGCCGCCCGCAGAGGACGCAAAGCAAGCAGCAGACGUCGACGUCUACAUGGCCGAACAGGGCGAGGCUAGCGGCGAGGCCACCGCCACGAACCCGCUAGAAGCCUCGUCAUCGAGCACGAGUCCGCUUACGCUCCGGGAGAAGUAUCUGAAGAUCAGUCCACUCGUGAAGCGCGAUAUGGUCGUGGGCGAGACGUGGUAUGUGGUGUCCCGGAGAUGGUAUAGACGGUGGGAGAAGGCGUGCACAGGUUCCGUAGACAAAGAAGGUGCGGUCGAGGAAAAGGACCUCGGUCCCGUGGAUAAUGGCCACCUCGUCGAUUUCAAAGGCAACAUCGCCACUACCUCUGUAACUGAAGGAGUCGAUGUUCAGUUCUUGCCCCAGGAAGCCUGGGAUCUAAUUGUUUCAUGGUAUGGCGAACCCAAUACGCCAAUACCACGCAAAGUGAUUAAACGCGGCUUGGCUCAAGAGAUCACCCUUGAACUGUUCCCUCCGAAACUGUAUGCACAUGUCCUCACACCUGACAGUGCGGGUGCCCUUACCCCCAGCACUCCCGUCGAGGUUGUUGUGUCAUCUACAGACGCGCUCCGUGACGUCCGCAAAAAGCUCUUCGAUGCCGUCUGCUCCGACUCUGCGAAUGCGGAAUUCAAAGUCUGGGCUCUCGGCGAGUGGCAGCCCACCUCCAAAUACAUCUCGCUGUCAGAAUUCAAACGGAUGGACGCGCCCGACCAGCUGGUGGGAGACACGCAUACCUUCGAAGACUCUGUCUUCGAGGAUCAAGAUGCGUUUGCAGUGGAGGUCAAGCAGGACGGCCAGUGGCUCGUGCAAGACACGAAGGACUCGCAGACUGCCCUGAGUUCCUCACAGCAGACUCCACCCGCUGACAAUGAGCCGACGCCUCUGUUCCAGUCAGGAAGCGAUUUCUUCUCGCAGAUGCAGGCCAAGAAGCCGCAGCCGGUAUCGACCUUGAAGUCUGCUAUUGCUGCUAUCAGAGAGACGAAAGACCCGCGACCGGCCCCCAAAGCAUCAACUAUCACGCCUGGCACGCUCGGUCUCGGAAAUAUGGGAAAUACUUGUUUCAUGAACUCCGCUAUCCAGUGUCUUGUUCAUACGCCAGAACUUGCAGACUACUUCUUAACUGGUGUGUUUGAGAAGGAGCUGAACCCGGACAACCCUCUCGGCAUGCAUGGUCAGAUUGCUCAGGCGUUCGGCGCACUCCUCAGGAAGAUCUGGGCACCCACAUCCUCCGCGACGUCGUACUCACCAAGGGAGUUUAAAGCUGUCCUUUCGAAGUUCGCUCCGCAAUUCAGCGGAUAUCAGCAGCAUGACUCUCAGGAGUUGGUCGCCUUCCUUCUUGAUGGUCUGCACGAGGAUCUCAAUCGUAUAAUCAAGAAGCCCUACGUAGAGAAGCCAGAUUGGGAAGGCGGAGGCGAUAAGGAGCUCGUAUCGCUGGCGCGAGAAUCUUGGGACGGGUACUUGAAGCGGAACGACAGCGUUAUUGUCGAUCUGUUCCAGGGACAGUACCAGAGCACUCUGGUUUGCCCUGAGUGCGAAAAGGUGUCCAUUACGUUUGACCCGUUCAUGUACCUCACUCUUCCAUUGCCGGUACAGAAGAAGUGGAAACACACAGUCCACUAUGUGCCUUGGGAUCUAGAGAAACCGCAUCUGAAGGUUCCGGUCGAAAUUAAUCGAGACUCCAGCUUCAAAGACCUCCGAAAUCUUUUCGGACGCUGGUUUGACGUGAAUCCCGAGAAUCUGCUCACACUGGAGAUUUUCAACCACCGCUUUUACAAGAACCUAGACGACACCAUCAUCUGCGGUGACAUGACAGACAACGACGUCAUCGUUUGCUUCGAGCUUCCUUGCAACUCCAAGCAAGCGCGUACGUACAAGAAGUCUGAUGAGGAUCCCAUCAUCAUCCCGGUCGUCCUGUGCGACACUCCUUCCCGCUCGCGCGUCUCCUACGGGAGCAACCACAGCCAUUUUGGCUAUCCUUUCUUGACUGUUGUGACUCCAGAGCAAGCGAAGAGCAAAGAUGCUGUUUACGACCUUAUCGUCGAACGUCUUUGCAGGUGGACUGAAAACGUUCGCGAUCUCUACCAGUGGGAGCUUCGUUCAGCUUCUGCGUCCAUGGAGGAGGUCCCAAUACCUCUGUCGAAUGGCCCCACCGUUGAAACUAUUACGGAGAUCAAGGAGAACGGAGAAAUUGUAACCGUCCAAGGAGGAGUACCUGAGGAGGGCGAUAUCGUUGACCAGAAGAGUGUCGUCGUCCAGGAACAAGACUAUGAUGCCAUGGACACAGAAGACGAUGCUCCGCGAAGGACUGGAUUCAAGAAAGGCCUCUUCCAGAUGUUGGUCAGCCCUGGAUCGUCCCAAUUUGCUGUCAGCUACGGUAGUUUCAGCAGCUCCAAGACUGAGAGCAUAGAUCAUCGUGCGGAGGCCGCCGAGGAGAUAGGCGAACCGGUCCUAAACGAAGGUGAAACCAUCCUCUGUGAGUUUGACGAGCACACCAAGGCGUACUACUUUGGCGAGCAACCCAAGUACGAGCACGCGAAGUGGCAGCUCUGGGAAGAGUUUGUCCACCCUGAGAUCAAGGCUUCGCGCGAAGCAGCGUCUCAAAAGAAGAGCCGCGGCAUUUCACUACAGGACUGCUUGGAUGAAUUUACGAAGAAAGAGCAGCUGGGCGAAGAUGACCUUUGGUAUUGCCCGCGCUGCAAGAAGCAUCAACAGGCUACGAAGAGCUUCGAUCUUUGGAGUGUGCCCGAUGUUCUCGUCGUGCACCUGAAGCGUUUCAGCAACAGUCGCAUCCUUCGGGACAAGAUCGACACCUUCGUCGAUUUCCCACUGAGCGGCCUCGAUCUGACGUCGAUGGUCGGCCAGCGAAAGGUGGCUUCGCGACUGGUGGAGAAGGGCGAAGAUCCGAAGGAGCUCGGCUUGGAUGAUAUCGACGAGCCGCUUGUCUACGACCUCUUCGCAGUCGACGAGCAUCUUGGCGGCUUGGGAGGUGGCCACUAUCGUGCGUAUGCUCUGAACAGUGCAGACCAGCAGUGGCACCACUUCGACGACUCCUAUGUAUCUCCAGCGCGGCCUGAGGCUGCUGUGAAUCAAAAUGCGUACCUUCUAUUUUACAGGAGGCGCGCCUCUCGUCCUUUGGGAGGCAAGACUCAUGAUAUCGUCCAAACUGCUCGGGUGUCCGCCCAGCAAUCACCUGCCGCGCAACCUGACGGUGCACUGCCGGAAAUAAAGCUGGAAGACUCUGGACUGCUUACACCUCCGGCAGAUGAUGACGACGGCAUGAUCGGUUCCAGGCGUCAUGGGACGUCGUCUUUGCUGAAGAUGAAGAUAAGUCCAGAUACUUGGAGGCCGCCGCACACCGACUGGGACAACACUUCCACCUCGCCAGCUUCGACGCCGCCACCGCUGGACGAUUUGGAGCCGCCUACAUUCGAGGACUCCCAGUUGGACCCCAUUCUUCAGACUUCUCUGCCACCAUUACAACUUUCAGCAGCGCAAUUCGAUUUUCCAGAUCCCACCUCGCGAGGCUCUCCCUCGUCGGUGCGAGCCGAGUUCGAUCAAGAUCAGGAGCAAGAUAUCGAACUCGACAGCGACGAUUCUGGCUCUAGAAACUGGUCCAACGAGAAUGACCCGGCAGCGUGGCUGUCGCAGUCGAACUCGCGCAGCUUGUCGCAGGAGGACCUUUCCAUGGAGGCGGAACCAGGGAAGGACGACGACAUGAAGGCGGUACUGAACGCUGUAGCUUAGAACGUUGUAGAAUAUGGAACGUGCCCUGUAAUGAUCUGUAGAGUAGAGCAGCUGUAUAUUGGACAUUGCGUCUCCGCACCUCCUACACGCUAAUUAUAUCUUGCAUUUGCUGUUCCCCAGCA